Molecule: messenger RNA, 1901 nt
Organism: Plodia interpunctella (Indianmeal moth)
Lineage: Eukaryota; Metazoa; Arthropoda; Insecta; Lepidoptera; Pyralidae
Gene: RunxB
Product: Runt related B
Exons: 5
Coding region: 211-1452 (413 amino acids)
Biological process (GO): regulation of DNA-templated transcription
Cellular component (GO): nucleus
Molecular function (GO): DNA-binding transcription factor activity, RNA polymerase II-specific; ATP binding; RNA polymerase II cis-regulatory region sequence-specific DNA binding
Source: RefSeq, a predicted model, not a curated record
AAGUAUAUUAUAAUAAGUCUUUUAUUAAUUAGCAAGUAUUGUAAAGACUUUGAAUAUACAUUAUCACGAACAACUCCCAGUUACCAACAACGAUGACGUCACUAUUAUCAGCGAGUCGAAGCAUACAAGAAUUACACUACAUAGACGCAAGUUUACUUGACAUAGUUAUGUGACGGAUAUUAUGAAGUGUUAUUAGAGUGAUAAAAUACGAUGCAUCUAUCGAGUGAAGUGAGUUCUACGACAAACGGCCUGGGCCACGAGGCUCCGUCGUCGAGUUAUGGGCUGCCGAGUCAGCCCCUGACUGCUGAGCUACUCGCUGAAAGGACCCUGGAGGGGUUGCUGGCUGAUCAUCCUGGGGAACUGGUGAAGACUGGAAGUCCCCAUGUUGUAUGUACAGUGCUGCCACCGCACUGGCGGUCGAACAAGACACUGCCGGUGGCGUUCAAAGUGGUGGCGCUGGGAGAAGUCGGGGACGGCACACUAGUCACCGUCAGAGCCGGCAAUGAUGAGAACUGCUCCGCUGAACUGAGGAACUGCACUGCUGUUAUGAAGAACCAGGUGGCCAAGUUCAAUGACCUUAGGUUCGUCGGGAGAAGUGGGAGAGGUAAAUCCUUCACGCUGACCAUAAUGCUGGCGACGUCCCCCCCUCAAGUGGCGACGUACCAGAAGGCGAUCAAAGUCACAGUGGACGGCCCCCGGGAGCCAAGGUCGAAGACCCGCCACCACGGCUUCCAUCCUUUCCACUUUGGACCCAGAUUCGCACCUGACCCUCUCAUGGGGUCAUUGCCGUUUAAAUUAUCAGGAAUAGCACAUCAAUUAGCAGGCCUUCCGGGUGGAGAAUGGGGGGCCCUGGCGCGGCACUACCCCCCGCCAUUGCUGCCCUCACAUGCGCACUUCACGCCGCAUGUCCUGCCGCCUGCGCAUACGCAUCCUACGCACGCCCCUUCUCUAACGCAGCAAGAGCCGGACACUGCACCAGAAACCCCAACAACGAUGCACGCGCACAGCACCACGAGUCCGGCGAACUCGCGGCCAAGCUCCCCUCAAGAUGACGAUAUCUCCGUCACCGCUUCCACCAGCCCACCACCUGAUGAUCGCCCAGGAGCGUUCACCUCCGUUGCCAGAACGCGAAAACCUCUACAACCUUUACCAGCACCGUCCAGCUUAUUCCACAGCGCUUUAGCAGCCCAAUUAUUCCUCAACUCCCCCCUUUUACCAACACCGCCAGCGUGGCUAUACUCCCAAUUAUACGGAGGCUAUGAUUGGUGGUUGAGACCGCCUCCACCACAAGAAGACUCCAGCUCAAGUCCAGAUAGAGAAGAGGAAGGCUCAACGACUUCUGGAACGGGAAAAAAGAGGUCUGCGUCUCCGGAAUGGACCGACCCGAUCAGAACACGUAGUAAAUCCCUCAUCACGGAGAAGAGACCCGUCGAUGUAUGGCGUCCGUAUUAAUCAGAACUAAAAUGUGAGAAUACAGGUUAUUUUGUAAAUAAGUGUUCGUCUCGAUCCCCGUCCACAGUGAAUACAGACUAUUGUGAAUGGACGUUUUACAAUUAGCAUUGUGUACAGCUAGGUCCACAUAGCUUUGGUUGAUUUUAUGUACAACUUCUAUUCUAUUCCAGAUUGCCUCGUGAUUGAAAAGAUAAUAAUAUUUUAAAUAAAAAGCAUGACAUUUUCAAAUAAAAUAACUUUGCAUGGCCUUGGUCCUUGGCCUUAUAUGUUUUAAAACCUAAAUGCCCCUAAAAUUUGGUUCAAAAAAUAAAUAUGGAGCUAAGUGGACUACGCUUUAGGUUCAAUACGAAUUCGGUAAUUAGGUAUAAUUGUCGAUGUUUUUACGUUAGAUAAAUAAAUGUGGAUCUCAAAUUGUAAUGUUUAACGAAAUUGUUGACUGUAUUAUAAGA